Messenger RNA from Coccidioides immitis RS, 414 nucleotides. RefSeq lists its product as uncharacterized. The coding region runs from base 1 to 414 and encodes 137 amino acids. Lineage: Eukaryota; Fungi; Ascomycota; Eurotiomycetes; Onygenales; Onygenaceae. The record is from RefSeq and is a predicted model, not a curated record. The transcript has a single exon.
AUGCCAUUCCUCACUGAUGGUCCAAGUUCCGGGACGAUCUCCACUUCCCCCGUGAGACCACACGCGAAACCCCUCAAGCGCAUCGGCCGCACACCUCCAGAAUUCUGGUCCAACAGAGAUUGGGUGGAAUCGCGCCGCCAGCGCUUCCUGCGUGAGCAGGCUCUCCAAAGAGCGAGCAAACAAGGACUCUCCGAAGCCAGCGUCAGGAUAGAAUUUCCAGAGGGCAGAUACUGGCCUUACACCCCAAAAUUUGAUCAGGGGUUUGUGGACCAUGUGUUGGAUAAUAGGUGGCGGAGAUAUGUUGACCAGUCUGCAUGUGAGCAGCUUCAGGCCGCUGGGUAUGAAGUGGGAAUCGAUGAGUAUGGUAGGAUAGUAUAUUGGCUGCCUCCGCCUCAUGUGGUUUUUUGGGAGUAA